Cylicocyclus nassatus is the source of this 614-nucleotide messenger RNA. NCBI's taxonomy places the organism in Eukaryota, Metazoa, Nematoda, Chromadorea, Rhabditida, Strongylidae. The record is from the annotation of a GenBank genome assembly.
GUUUCAGAAAGUAUUCGCAAUGGAGCCGAAUGAAGUCAACAACAAGAAAGACAGAUGGUACGACAAGAGCCAGACAAGGUAUAAGUGGCGCUAUUUCAAAUGUCUCAUUCUCAUCUUUUUGGCCGUUAACGUCGAAGUCGCCAAUGCCCAAUAUCUCGAAAAACCAGACCAACAACAACAACCCAUUAUGAAGCAGAAUCAGGAAAUCGACAACAACCUCCGCCAGAAUCCGGCGCAGAUUCCUAACGCAUUCUACCGCCAGGAUAUCCCUGCUCUGAUGGCACGUCCAGCUAAUCCGUUCUUGACUUGAAGCACCUGAACGAAGGCAAGAUAUCUCCACUACAUCUCUACAUUUUGCCACACUCUUAUUUUUUGCUAAUUGUUUUCUCAUUUUCACCAUUUUGAAACUUUCAAAAAGCACAUUUUUUUUCGCCACCCUUUCUGAAUCGAAAUUGCUAAAUCCUUCGAAAAAUUUGAAUUUUGAGAUUUUUUUUGUUCACAUACUGAUCUCUUUAAUACGAUCUGCAACACUAGCUGCCCAAAUUUUUCCACUGACCACUUUUUGAAGGUGACGGUCAUUUGCAGAUGCGCCACCAUUGACUGUACAUUUCUGU